Molecule: messenger RNA, 3252 nt
Organism: Myotis lucifugus (little brown bat)
Lineage: Eukaryota; Metazoa; Chordata; Mammalia; Chiroptera; Vespertilionidae
Gene: EMILIN1
Product: elastin microfibril interfacer 1
Exons: 5
Coding region: 63-2855 (930 amino acids)
Molecular function (GO): extracellular matrix constituent conferring elasticity; protein binding
Source: RefSeq, a predicted model, not a curated record
AAGGCAGAGGCGCCGUGAUCAGGCGGGAUGUGCCUCUGAGGGCCACGGCCCAGCGGCCCACCAUGGCCCCCAGGACCCUCUGGAGCUGCUACCUCUGUUGCCUGCUGACCACAGCCGUGGGGGCAGCUAGCUACCCACCUCGCGGGUACAGCCUCUACACAGGGAACGGUGGGGCCCUCAGCCCCGGAGGGCCCCAGGCCCAGAGCGCCCCUCGGCCUGCCAGCCGCCACAGGAACUGGUGUGCCUUCGUGGUGACUCGGACAGUGAGCUGUGUCCUGGAGGAUGGAGUAGAGACCUUCGUCAAGCCCGACUACCAGCCCUGUGGCUGGGGCCAGCCCCAGUGUCCCCGCAGCAUCAUGUACCGCAGCUUCCUCCGUCCUCGCUACCGCGUGGCCUACAAAACGGUGACGGACAUGGAGUGGAGGUGCUGUCAGGGAUAUGGGGGUGAUGACUGUGCUGAGAAUCCUGCCCCAGUGCUGGGUCCUGCGCCGACCACACCACGCCCCCGGCCACGGCCUGGCCGCCCCAACCUUUCUGGCUCCAGUGCAGGAAGCCACCUGAGUGGACUAGGCGGGGAAGGUCCUGGGGAAUCAGAGAAGGUGCAGCAGCUGGAGGAGCAGGUACAGAGCCUGACAAAGGAGCUGCAGGGCCUUCGGGGUGUCCUGCAGGGACUGAGUGGGCGCCUGGUGGAAGAUGUCCAGAAGGCUGUGGAGACGGCCUUUAACGGGAGGCAGCAGCCAGCAGACGCAGCUGCCCGCCCUGGCGUGCACGAAACCCUCAAUGAGAUCCAGCAGCAGCUGCAGCAACUGGACAAGCGUGUCUCCACCCAUGACCAGGAGCUGGGCCAUCUCAACAACCAUCACGGUGGUGGUGGCAGAGCCCUGGAUCCGGCCCCAGCCUCUCCCGGCCACAGCGAGGAGCUGCUGCGGGAGGUGGAGCAGCGGCUGCAGGAGUCCUGCUCCGUGUGCCUGGCGGGGCUAGAUGGCUUCCGCAGGCAGCAGCAGGAGGACAGGGAGCGGCUGCGAAGACUGGAGAAGCUACUGGAGGAGCGGCAGCGGCAGCUCGCCGGGCAGGCCGUGGGCCGCAGGCCCCCUCAGGAAUGCUGCCCUCCGGAGCUGGGCCGGCGACUGGCAGAGCUGGAGCGGAGGCUAGAGGUCGUGGCCGGUUCAGUGACCGUGCUGAGUGGGCGGAGAGGCACGGAGCUGGAAGGUGCAGCGGGGCAGGGGGGCCAUCCCCCAGGCUACACCAGCUUAGCAUCCCGCCUCUCCCGCCUGGAAGACCGAUUCAACUCUACCCUGGGUCCCUCGCAGGAGCAGGAGGAGGGCCGGCCUGGGCGUCCUGGGGGCCUGAGCCACUGGCUGCCCGCUGCCAGAGGCCGGUUAGAGAAGCUGGAGGGGCUGCUGAACAAUGUGAGCAAGGAGCUGGGUGGGCGGCUGGACCUGCUGGAAGAGCAGGUGGCAGGGGCCGUGCAGGCAUGUGGGCAGCUCUGCUCUGGGGCUCUGGGGGAGAAGGACUCCCAGGUCAGUGAGACCCUCAGUGCUUUGGAGCGCAGGGUGCUGGACGGCGAGGGGCAGCUGCGGCUGGUCAUCUCUGGCCUAAACAAGGUGGGAGCAGCUGGGGAGACACGGCAGGCCACGCUGGAAGGGUUGCAAGGGGUCGUAGGCCAGCUCCAGGGUCGUGUCGAUGCUCAGGAUGAGGCAGCUGCAGAGCUCACACUUCAGCUGAAUCUCACAGCUGCACGGCUGGGCCAGCUAGAGGGUCUGCUGCAGGCCCGCGGGGAUGAGGGCUGUGGGGCCUGCGGGGGGGUCCAGGAGGAACUGGGCCGCCUUCGGGAUGGCGUGGAGCGCUGCUCCUGCCCCCUGCUGCCUCCACGGGGCCCGGGGGCUGGCCCGGGUGUUGGGGGGCCGAGCCGUGGGCCUCUGGAUGGCUUCAGUGUGUUCGGGGGCAGCUCAGGCUCAGCCCUCCAGGCCCUGCAAGGAGAGCUUUCCGAAGUCAUCCUCACCGUCAGCUCCUUCAAUGACUCGCUGCAUGAGCUCCAGGCCACGGUGGAGGGCCAGGGUGCUGAUCUGGCCGACCUGGGAGCCACCAAGGACCGCAUCAUCUCCGAGAUUAACAGGCUGCAGCAGGAGGCCACAGAACAUGUCAUGGAGAGCGAGGAGCGCUUCCGAGGCCUGGAGGAGGGACAGGCGCAGGCUGGCCAGUGCCCCAGCCUAGAGGGGCGAUUGGGCCGUCUGGAGGGAGUCUGUGAGCGGUUGGACACAGUGGCCGGGGGACUGCACGGCCUACGUGAGGGCCUUUCCAGACAUGUGGCUGGGCUCUGGGCUGGGCUACGGGAGACCAACAGCACCAGCCAGACACAGGCAGCCCUGCUGGAGAAGCUGCUGGGGGGACAGGCGGGCCUGGGCAGGCGGCUCGGCGCCCUGAACAGCUCACUGCUGCUCCUGGAGGACCGGCUCCACCAGCUCGGCCUGAAGGACUUCACUGGUGAGGGGCUGCCAUCCUCGUCCCCAGGCGUGUUCACAGCGCCGCUGGCUGGACGCUACUUGCUGAGCGCCGUGCUGACCGGGCACCGGCACGAAAAAGUGGAGGCGGUCCUGUCCCGCUCCAACCUGGGCGUGGCGCGCAUAGACUCCGGUGGCUACGAGCCUGAGGGCCUGGAGAAUAAGCCGGUGGCCGAGAGCCAGCCCAGCCCCGGCGCCCUGGGCGUCUUCAGCCUCAUCCUGCCGCUGCAGGCGGGGGACACGGUCUGCAUCGACCUGGUCAUGGGGCAGCUGGCGCACUCGGAGGAGCCGCUCACCAUGUUCAGCGGAGCCCUGCUCUACGGGGACCUGGACCUGGAGCUGGAACAGGCGUAGGCAGGGGGCCGGGCCGACCGGCCUGAAGUGUCUGUGCCGCCAAAGAGCCAUCUGGGGGGGCGGGCACCCCAGCCCCAGGUGCAUCGCCGUCUCCAGACCCGACCGGCAAAGGCGCCCAGAGCAGCCUCCCCCCCCAGGCUCCCCCCCCCUCGCAAACGGAGCGUGACAGGUGGGGGUCUCCGGAGUCCCCUCGUCCAGACUGUGAGCCUGAUCGCUGUCCCCCGCAGGCCCCGGGCUGCGGAGGAGAGGGUCCCGGACCCUAGAAGCUCCCCCAGCGGCUUCUAAGCCGGUCCCCCGGGUUCCAGGGCGCUCCUGAGGCGCUCCGCCACCACCGCCAUACUAAACUAUUCAGGAAUAAAGACAUUUGGUUUUUAUAAAAAAACAGAACAAAACGAAA